This is a messenger RNA of Dibothriocephalus latus, 523 nucleotides long. Lineage: Eukaryota; Metazoa; Platyhelminthes; Cestoda; Diphyllobothriidea; Diphyllobothriidae. The record is from the annotation of a GenBank genome assembly.
ACUAGCGUUCAUUGAGAGUCAUAGAUUGGUUCACUCAAGUUUAAAGCCUAACCACGAGGCAAUUAACUGUAGGUCACGUAAGGCAUGUGGUGUCGCGCGAUGCUCCAUGCGCCACCACCCACUGCUGCAUCGACAAGAAGUGAGGACUGAUAGGUUUCCCAUGAAGGCGGACGCGGAGCCUAGGAGCGAUACAGCCCACUGCCAUUCAACAUACAGACCGGAGCAAGUCGUGGCCUUAGGAGUUUUACUCGUCAAAGUGUUUGGACCUCGCGGGUCAGUGACCACGUAUGCAUUCCUGGAUAACGGCUCUGACACUACGCUCAUAGAUGAAAAACUAUUAAAUCAAUUAGGCCUUUGUGGCUAUCGAGCAGCGUUGUCGGUAUCCACCGUCGUCCAGACAGCCGAAGUGAAGUCGGAAGUGGUACUUGAACAUCGAUACGCCGGACAGGAAGACCCCAAUGCUGUUCGAACUCCCCUUGGGUGGGUACUAAUGGGGCCAAUAUCCCGCCAAGGUCGGUCCAAU